CCGGGGCCGAGGAACGUCUUUCAAUGAAAGCCAGGAGUCUGCGUCGGCGCGAGGACAUUAGGACGCGAAAGGAGGCUCAACGUCUGGCGGCCGCAGCACACAGAUCAAGGCUCGGCCGCGGUCCUCAUCCGGCUUCCUACUGGCAUGCAAAGGAUUCCUCCGUCAGACGAGGUGUCCGCAAGCGUCUGCCCUCGUUUGACGAUAAUCAGCCGCGCAAAAGAAGUAGUCUUGCCCUCCCGUCGUCUGCGUACCGGUCAGCCAAGGGCACCCGAAGAUCGACUGAUCCGCGGGAUUCUAACGCUAACUACAGACGUUCUCCGGCCACCGAUGAUCGCAGCCAAUCUGAGUCGCCGAAUGAAGAGGAGGAGGAGGAGGAGGAGCAAGACUCUAACUGGGUGGACAAUCUUGAAAGGCACGCCUCUCGUCAACAGCGCGGCCGACGCUGCAUGCCAGGAGAGCGUCCGCCCUCAGCGCGACCUGUCUCUCGCAAGGGAUGUGACCAGGACAGCUAUGCCCGUGACCGUGAGACUCUAUUUGAAGACAGUGGUGAGGAGGAGGAGGAGGAGGAC
Molecule: messenger RNA, 569 nt
Organism: Dibothriocephalus latus
Lineage: Eukaryota; Metazoa; Platyhelminthes; Cestoda; Diphyllobothriidea; Diphyllobothriidae
Source: the annotation of a GenBank genome assembly